Molecule: messenger RNA, 640 nt
Organism: Prorocentrum cordatum
Lineage: Eukaryota; Dinophyceae; Prorocentrales; Prorocentraceae
Source: the annotation of a GenBank genome assembly
GACAAGCAAGUGCUGCUGUCGCUCAAUUUCCUGGCCUACGAGAUGUGCUUGCGAACCACCUGCCGCCUCCACCACCGCCGAACGUCCCGUCCGAUGCGCAGCUGGACGCAGCGGUGGCUGGAGAGCGGACUGCCUUGGCGAAGGGCGUGGAGGAGGCUGCCAAGGCUGAGCGCUUGGCCUGGCAGAGUCGCUCUGAGCGUCAGGAGGCUUUGCUCAAGGCCCGUGAGAAGGUCAAGCAGGCCGAGGCUGCCUUUGCCGAAGCCUCAUCGCACCUUGAGGAAGCCCAGUCCGCCCACACCGUCGCCAAGGAAAAGAAGGACAGGUUUGACGAGGCCGCUUUCAAGAAGCAGAAGAUGGAGGCGCUCAUGGCGUUUCUGGAGCAGGCCAUGCACCUGAAGAUGCCCGUGAAGUACUUGGUAAACUACAUACCCUGGGAGAUGAUGACCUUCGGAAGCUCGCCGACAGUACCAAGGCUGGCGCUGACGAGGGUGCAGAUGCUGCUAUGGACGGUGCGAGUGGCGAGAAUGGUGGUGAACAUAAGGCUGUUCCUGUCGAUGCUGAUGACGAUCUUCUUGGUGAGGCUGAUCGGCAGGAGCUUUCUGAGCUUCGCAAGCGUUCUGCGGAGCAAUGUAAGCCUGAG